CUCUCUUAAUUUACCCCUCAAAAACUUGGCUACGUACAAAUUCACUCCCAUGGAAACCACGAUGUACAACAGCACGGGCACGGGCACGAUGGACAUGAGCAGCAAGAUGAUGCACAUGACAUUCUUCUGGGGCAGCCACGUGGACAUCCUCUUCUCCGGCUGGCCGGGGGACCAUGGUGUCGGCAUGUACCUCCUCGCUCUCCUGCUCGUCUUCCUCGCUUCCUUCCUCGUCGAGUGCUGCUCCUACGCUCCCGUCGCUCGUCCACGGCAAGGAAUAUUUCACAGGGGGCUGACGUCGACGGUGCUGGUAGUUUUGAGGACCGGGCUCUCUUAUCUGGUGAUGCUCGCCGUCAUGUCAUUUAACGUUGGGGUGCUUAUUGUAGCGAUCGCUGGACAUGGUGUCGGGUUUCUCGUGUUCGGCAGCGGUUUUGUGCCAAAAUUGUCGCCGGUGAAUGUUGGGGUCCAGCCUGGUGAUCAGCAGACGGCGGUUCCUCCGAUGAAAUGUUAAAAUAGACAUCGUGGGUUAUGUCGUGGAUGUUUAUUACUACAUGUUAAUGUCGGAUCAUGAUUUAUACGUGAAUGUGUUUGAUCAUUAAUUCCUUUUUUCCCAUGCAUGUAUCGUAUUUUCAUUACUACCGAAUUUAGAUA
Messenger RNA from Asparagus officinalis (garden asparagus), 648 nucleotides. Its product is annotated as copper transporter 6-like. The record is from RefSeq and is a predicted model, not a curated record. Bases 50 to 508 code for a protein of 152 amino acids. Gene Ontology annotation, cellular component: plasma membrane. Gene Ontology annotation, molecular function: copper ion transmembrane transporter activity. Lineage: Eukaryota; Viridiplantae; Streptophyta; Magnoliopsida; Asparagales; Asparagaceae. The transcript has a single exon. Gene Ontology annotation, biological process: intracellular copper ion homeostasis; copper ion transmembrane transport.